UAUGAUACAACAACAACAGAAAUUACACCUAUCGAGCUAGAGAAUAUAAUCAAAAAAGCAUCUAAUACAAAGGCUACCGGACCCUCAAAGAUAUCAAAUGAAAUGCUAAAACAUCUUGGCCCUCAAGCAAAAACAAUGAUUUUAGACAUAUUCAACAAAUGCUUAAAACUACAUGACGUGCCUACG
Messenger RNA from Racocetra persica, 186 nucleotides. The record is from the annotation of a GenBank genome assembly. Lineage: Eukaryota; Fungi; Glomeromycota; Glomeromycetes; Diversisporales; Gigasporaceae.